UCCAAUUAUUUUUUUUUGAUGAAUGAGCCCAAACAUAUAAAUUAAAACCCUAAAUAACUUCGGUCUUAACUACGAAUGUAAUGAAUAACUUAGAAAACAAAAAAAAUUAAUUAAUUCAAACUACUUGAAGCUUGACAGUAGACGCUGAUCCACUCCCAUGUGCACGUGACCUUGAAUCAAUUCACAGCGAAGAUCACACGCAUGGAAUCGACGUCGUUUAGCACACCGAUCCGAGUUCAACCAAGAUCAUCAUUCGGGGUCAGGCGGAUCCAGUCCGUACCAGAUACGCUCCUUCCGCCCUUUCUCUCUCUCUCUCUCUCCUCUCCUCUCCUCUUUGUCCCUUUCUCUCUCUACCCGUCAUCACUAUAAUUACUUCGCUGCACGUUCUCUCUUCGUAACCGCCCACCUCAUAACAUCUGCCCGGGCAAGCAAACAGCCCGCGUCGCACCAAGUUGCAGAAACCUCCAAUGACGAAAAGCCACCUAAUCGCGGCGAAGCCCACGCGUCAAUUUUCUAUUGGGUAGACGAUGCGAAGGCCGUCGCGCUAGCGCGUCCCGAAAGGAAAAUAUCUUAUAAGCGCGUACUGGGGCGCGAAAACCGCGAGCUGCGCACUUGAGGGGCAGCGUUGACGACCGGCCGACUCGCCGGCGUUCUUGGCCAACUCCUUUCGGCGCUUCUAAGUCCACUCUCCCACUCCGAACGUUCCUGAACCUUCUUAAACCCUGACCCCGUGAAAUAAAGUCUUCCACUUUCACAAUUUCCCUGCAUUGAAUCGAGUUUCAGAGAGAGGGAUAGGGAGAGGGAGAUGGUGGUUGAUUACUAUAAUGUGCUGAAGGUGAAUCGGAGUGUGGGGGAAGAAGAGCUGAAGAAGGCAUAUCGGAGAUUGGCAAUGAAAUGGCACCCGGACAAGAACCGCAGCCACGAUAAGGGAGAGGCGGAGGCAAAGUUCAAGCAGAUCUCCGAGGCUUAUGAUGUGCUCAGCGACCCCCAGAAGCGUCGGAUCUACGAUCUGUAUGGGGAAGAGGGCCUUAAGGCUGGUGUGUUUCCCCCUUCUGCCGGCGGCGGCGUAAGGCGGGCAAAACCAGAUUUUGGUUUCAGUACUAGAGACGCUGAGGACAUAUUUGCUGAGUUCUUUGGUGGAUCUGACGGUAACGGCGGUGGUGGACGUCGUGCGUUUGGGGAGAAUGCUGAGAGGUACGAUGGUGGCAAAGGUGGGAAUGAGUCGAAUAGAAAGGCGGCGGCGGCGGUGGAGAGUAAGCUGUCCUGUAGUCUGGAGGAGCUUUACAAGGGUUCUAAGAGGAAAAUGAAGAUUGAGCGUACGGUCCCUGAUGAUUCUGGUGUGCCCAGGACUGUUGAGGAGAUCUUAGCAAUUGAUAUCAAGCCCGGUUGGAAGAAGGGAACGAAAAUCACUUUCCCCAAGAAGGGCAACCAAGAACCCGGUGUCGGCCCAGGAGAUCUUAUAUUUGUGGUGGAUGAGAAACCACAUCCUGUUUUUAAAAGGGAUGGCAAUGAUCUGAUGAUCAAUCAGAGAAUAACACUGCUUGAGGCUCUCACUGGGAAAACCCUCACCUUGACAACCUUGGAUGGAAGGAGUCUCACAAUCCCUGUGACAGAUAUCGUCAAACCAGGCUAUGAGGUGGUUGUCCCAAACGAAGGAAUGCCCAUAUCAAAAGAACCAAGGAAGAAAGGAAACCUUAGGAUCAAGUUUGAUGUGAAGUUUCCAUCAAGGCUUACUGGAGAUCAGAAAUCUGACUUGAGGAGAGUACUGGGCGGAAAUGAUUACUAAGUUAUAAGUUAAAGCCAGAGGUAACAACCAUCUUUAGUGUUGACUAGCAAUGUAAGGUUUACUGAAUGUAAAUAUUUUAUAUUUUUCAAUGUUGAAGGGGACUGUGCAUACUAGGGUGAGAACUACGGGGGCUGGUGGUGUUUUAGUGUGGCAGCCAUGAAAAACAAGAAACUAGAGAAUUCUGUUUUGACUGCCACCUGAUGAAAUUGUCUUUAUUUUCAAAUUUGUACAGCAGAAAUACAGCGACGGCCCUGUAAUUUGAAGGGCAGACCAUCUGUCUAAUACUUGCGAAGUGAUGGGUUUAAAUUAAUUGACUGGUUUUGAAUUCA
Molecule: messenger RNA, 2115 nt
Organism: Malania oleifera
Lineage: Eukaryota; Viridiplantae; Streptophyta; Magnoliopsida; Santalales; Ximeniaceae
Exons: 2
Coding region: 806-1786 (326 amino acids)
Cellular component (GO): cytosol
Molecular function (GO): protein-folding chaperone binding
Source: RefSeq, a predicted model, not a curated record